CGCUGAUGCAGGGGGAGCGGAGGAGGAGGAGGGGCUGACGAGCAGGAAGGGGAGCAGCUUGUAGCGUGAGACGAUCGUUGAGAGAGGAAGAGGAGGAGAGAUGAAAGUGGGGGAGGAGGCCUAGGAGCCUCGAGGCACCCUUGGAAAGGAGGUGGUUUGAACGCUGUUGCGGAGGACGAGGUCACGGUAGGGCUGGAGCUCCUUGCCAGGGAGAAAGACGAGACAGAGGAGUAGAGAUGACAGGAUCGCAUCCUGUGCAUGGCCUCCAUAUCUCACACCAGCUCUGGUUCUUCGGCGGCCUCACGCUGGCCUUCAGUGUCAGUGAGAUUGUGUUCGGCGCUCAGAUGAACUCGAUCACGCUGCUGAGCGAUGGGUUCCACAACCUCGCGGAUGCUGGAACCUACGGGAUAGCCAUCAUCACCAACCGAGCCCAGCUCGCAGGGGGCGCGGAGAGCCACAGGAUCGGGGUGCUGGGGGGGAUGGUGACAUGCACGACGACGCUCGUGCUGACGUUCUUUGCGGGGAUGGAGGCGUUUCAAAGACUGUUCGUCUCCCCACACACCAAGGAGAUUGCUCACAUCGGCACCGCAUACUUCGUGGUCGCCGUCCUCGGCAUCGUCCUCAACGCCGCGGCAAUGUUCAGCCUUGGAGGGCACGGACACUCGCACGGAGGUCUUCCUUGCCAUUCAGAUCAGUUACCCAGUGUGGAGGAUGAACUGACGGUUGACGAUUCUUGCGAUGCAGCGCAUGGCGGAUGCCAUGGCCAUGGACACGGACACGGACACGGGCACGGCCAUGGACAUGCGCACGCGAAGAAGGAGUGCUGUGAAGAAGAAGGCUUGUACCAAGGAGGAUCAACGAGCUCCUCUCGCCUGCAGCCCAGCCCAAGUUUCCAAGAGGAGCAGCUGCAACGCGACAUGAACAUCUACGCUCUGUGGCUACACACGGCUCAAGACGUCUUAGGCUCCAUCAUCGUCCUCGUGUGCGGUCUCAUCGUCAAGUUUGGCUCCUUCCCGGGCUCGCGGCAUGCAGACUCAGUCGGCGGCCUCGUCAUCUGCUCCCUCGUGUGGCUCACUACCGUCCCGGUGUGGGUCGACGGGCUGCGGGAGCUCACGCGGAGGCACUACCUUCCCUUCUCCCACGACGGCGGGCUGGUGAAGCGAUACGACGCUGCUAUGGGGUAGGGCUCCUUAACGCUCCACGAGCGACUCGAGAUGCAAGAUUUUUUCCCUGCCAUGGCAGGCAGGAGGGCAAGACAUGAGGAGGUUCAUUCCUAGGGAAGUAGCGGGGUUAAGUUGGGAGUACAGGAGGAGGGCUG
Messenger RNA from Guillardia theta CCMP2712, 1318 nucleotides. RefSeq lists its product as hypothetical. Gene Ontology annotation, biological process: intracellular zinc ion homeostasis; zinc ion transmembrane transport. The record is from RefSeq and is a predicted model, not a curated record. Bases 237 to 1184 code for a protein of 315 amino acids. NCBI's taxonomy places the organism in Eukaryota, Cryptophyceae, Pyrenomonadales, Geminigeraceae. The transcript has 5 exons. Gene Ontology annotation, molecular function: zinc ion transmembrane transporter activity. Gene Ontology annotation, cellular component: membrane.